GCUCUGUAGCAGCAGCAUCAGUACCGGAGCGAGUGAACGGAGCCGCACCGUUACCGACGACCUGGGGAAAAAACUCAGCAAAACCUCCCACACCGGCUGUCGGGGGCGCCAGCAUGGACGAACAGAAGGAAUCCCUCCAGAAGAUCGUCACCACCUUGGCCCUAAAAAAUGAGGAGAUCCAGAACUUCAUUUGCUGCUUGAAGCAGAGUCUGCAGAACUUAGAGGCGAACUCCACGCGAGUCCAGGAGGAUCUGGAGUCCGAGUUCAGUUCUUUGCAUGCUGUCCUGGACGAGCUGAAGGAGGGCAUGGUGACCCGAAUCAAACAGGAGAGGGCCACCCGCACGUAUGAACUGCAGAAUCAGCUGAGUGCCUGCACCAAAGCCCUGGAGAGUUCAGAGGAGCUGCUGGAACUGGCCAAUCAGACGCUCUGCUCGAAUGAGACUGACGGCUUUACUCAGGCGGCCAAAGACAUAAAGGAUAGUGUUACCAUGGCGCCAGCCUUUCGGCUCUCUCUAAAGGCUAAAGCCAGUGACAGCAUGAGUCAUUUGAUGGUGGACUUCACUCAGGAGAGGCAGAUGCUGCAGGCCAUCAAAUUCCUCCCAGUUCCUGCUACUCCAGAGAUCCAGGUGUCCGAGUGUCAGGUUUGUGAUAACUCUGUCACUGUGGUGUGGACGCUACCAGAACCCGACUCUAAAAUCGACCACUAUGACCUUGAGUACCGGCGGACCAACCACGAGGGACCGCCCAGAGCCCGAGAAGAUUACCCCUGGAUGGUGGUGGAGGGAAUUAAAGAGACAGAGUACACGCUGAGAGGUCUUCGGUUUGACACGCGCUACAUGACCUUCCGGGUGAAGGCGUGUAACAAGGCUGUGGCUGGAGAGUUCUCUGAGCCGGUUACUCUGGAAACACACGCUUUUGUUUUCAAGCUGGAUGCAGGUUCAGCCCACCAGAACCUGAAGGUGGAGGAUUUGGUCGUGGAGUGGGACAGCAGUGGAGGAAAGGUUCCGGUUCAAGACAUCCGCAAAGACAAGAACAGAACCAGCUCCCCCAUGCACUCACCUGCCAGGACGGCUAUGAUGUCUCCGAAGAGAGCGCCAUCUGCUCGGGUGGGUCGCGAUCGCUUCACAGCAGAGUCCUACACCGUUCUGGCUGACACUAUGAUAGACGCAGGACAGCAGUACUGGGAGGUGAGGUUUGAUAAGGAGAGUAAAACCUUCGCCGCUGGCGUAGCGCUGCGCUCUCUGGGCCGAUUUGACCAGCUGGGGAAGACCAGUGCGUCCUGGUGCAUCCACCUGAACAACUGGCUCCAGCAGAGCCUCACAGCCAAGCACAACAACAAGGCCCGCACACUAGACUGCCCCAUCCCUGACCGCAUCGGCAUCUACUGCAACUACGACGAGGGCACUCUGUCGUUCUACAACGCCAGAACCAAAACACUCAUGCACACUUUUAGGACCAAGUUCCAGCAGCCGGUCAUUCCAGCCUUCAUGGUGUGGAACGGGAGCUUCUCUGUGCAGACAGGGCUGCAGGUGCCCAGCAUCGUCCAGUGCGGGCAGAAAAGGCACAGCAACACGAGCAGCUCCAACGCCAGCCUCACCUAAACCUCCACCAGUCCAGCCUCUGCCAGACCCCUACACCGCUGUAGAACUGUGGCCUGGAGCUCAGGCUUUUAGCAGCUGAAGUGACCAGUGGCCUGAACUGGAACAAGCCUGGUAGUCCAUCCCACCCACAAUGCAUCUGGCCUGGUGAGAGAGCUGUGGCAGCCUGCAGCUCAGCUCCCUGUGCCUUUAGCUUUCUGACUCCAGCCAUGGACAAGCGUGCUUCACAAACAGCCAGUGAGUUGCUUGAAUCACCGCAGGCCAAAUCGUGGCACUGCAUUCUCCUGAGUUUUUCUUUUUAUUCCAGCUCCCGACAAGUUGGAAUUUAGGAACUUCACCUCAAAAGUGUCAUGAUUUCAUUAGGGAUGGGUGUGGUUAUUCGAAUAUACAGUUAUGCCAACUUUGGCUCGUCUCUGUUUACUUAAUCAGGUAUUUAAAUAGUUAACUAUUAAUCUUGUCUGUGUUUUUGACUGAGUGUGUGAGAAUGUGGCGACUCAAGCAGCUGAUAUUGCGUCUUGCGCUAAGCCAAAUAGACACAUCUAAGCAGAGCUAACAUGACGAAACAUGACAGAUUUGUGCUGUUACAUAACGAUCCAUGGGGGGUAAAUUAUGGCCCAAUCCCAUUUCACCCCUCGCCCCUACCUCUUAGCCCUUACGCCUCCGUUUUGCCCAUUCACGACUAGGGGUAGGGGGUCCCAAUUCUUGUUGAGAUAGAGGGGUAGGGUGAAGUGUUGGGCUACAUGGCCCCCCAAACGGAGGUUUUUCAGAGACUCUAAACAGAGAGUUAUGUGAAAAAAAGAGAAACUGGCAUGAUGGCUGAACAGGAGAGCAAAGAAACCCACAACAUAACCACUGUUUUAUCUUAGUUUAUGUUGUUUCAAUGUAUUAUGGACGUUUUCUUCAUAAUAAGCUUAAUAAAUUGCCAGUGGUUUGCUGAUGUUUUGGUAGCUAGCUAAUUUUCUGUUCCACCUUAAAUGCUUCUGACGUCAAAGGCACCAGAAUGUAACUGCUGCACCAUUUAA
This is a messenger RNA of Colossoma macropomum (tambaqui), 2620 nucleotides long. It is a transcript of the gene fsd1, whose product is annotated as fibronectin type III and SPRY domain containing 1. Gene Ontology annotation, molecular function: protein binding. Bases 114 to 1601 code for a protein of 495 amino acids. The record is from RefSeq and is a predicted model, not a curated record. Lineage: Eukaryota; Metazoa; Chordata; Actinopteri; Characiformes; Serrasalmidae. The transcript is spliced from 13 exons.